AUGUUCCUCUCUCACUUUGCACCCCUUCUUGUCUUCACGCUCGGAAUUCGGGCGCAGGACACGUCUAUCGCAACUGUGGAGAAGGCUUUCCUCAACGCGCAUAUUCCUGCGGACCUCAGCGUUGCCUUCAAGCCACACGCUUUGCUAGAGGUCUCACUUCCUCAGGCCACCGGCCCGCCCAUCGUCCUACAUGCAGGCAUCCAAGUUCCCCGAAACGACACCGCGGGACCUCCAACCUUCCAUGUUGACGGAGAUGUGGGAAAAGGACCGUUCGUCGUCGCCGCAGUCGACCCUGACGCUCCAACACCGCAAACACCAACUUCUGCCCAGAUCCGUCAUUUCCUUGGAGGUAAUUUUGUCAACGAGGGAGGGCUUCUCGUCAAUAAAACUCCUGCUAUUUCCGAGUUUCGCCAGCCUACGCCUCCUGCUGGAAGUGAUGCGCAUCGCUAUGUCUUCCUGGUCUUCCGCCAAUCCAGCGGCUUCGCCACUCAGACAUUUGUGAACGCAACAACGCCAGUCUCGUUGUUCAAUAUUAGCUUGUUUGCGGAGGAGGUGCGUGCGUUAAAGAUUGAUAUGUAA
This is a messenger RNA of Mycena indigotica, 579 nucleotides long. RefSeq names its product CEN-like protein 2. The transcript has 3 exons. The coding region runs from base 1 to 579 and encodes 192 amino acids. NCBI's taxonomy places the organism in Eukaryota, Fungi, Basidiomycota, Agaricomycetes, Agaricales, Mycenaceae. The record is from RefSeq and is a predicted model, not a curated record.